GAAUGUAACGGAACGCUGUGUUUAUUUACGUUCGCGAGUCAAUCGCACGCAAAUCACAAUAGUCAUUACGCACAAAAAUAAAAAUUCUCAGUGAUGCUCUUUAAAAAGUUCUGAAGAUGUGGUAUCUGUGGUCUGAAAAUAUUAAAAAAAGAGCCUGCAGGUAUCUGCUGCAACGAUAUUUGGGCAAUUUUCUAGAAGAGAAAUUAACUUUAGAUCAGCUGAGUGUCGAUUUGUACAAUGGUACUGGGACAGUCAGCGAUGUUAGCCUUGACUGCGAUGUACUCAACGAGCUGGGAGAUGCACAGAAUUGGCCCUUGGAGAUAGUAGAUGGCCAUGUGAAGGAGAUUAUGGUCUCCGUUCCAUGGUCAACACUGUUGUCAGAUGACUCUGUAGUCAAAAUCAGCGGAUUGACGCUUACGGUACAACCGAAAGUGCGAGCUGAACCAGUGUCAUCGAUGCUGGAGUCGAUGUGGUCCUCCAUGUCAUCUUCUAUGCAACUAGCCGCUGAGUGUCUGAAGGAAGACGUCGGUCCCCAGGAUUCCCAACCCGUCGAAGGCAUCGAGAUGUUUGCUCAUGCCAUAGACUCAAUACUAAGCCGUGUCAAAGUAAAAUUUGAAAACACGAUACUUCGCAUUGAACAUGUACCGAAAAACGGUGACCGAGGCAUCGCACUUGAGGUCCAUAUAAAGAAUAUCGACUACUUUGACGAAGCCGGGUCGGAACCGACCCCGGGGGAAACAGAUCCUGACAAGCCGAAAACAUACAUAGUAGCAGCAUACACAAACAAAAAAAUUAAAUUCGAUGGAGUCACUCUGUAUACGGACGAAUUCCCAUCGAGAAUGCGGACUAUGGCACGGAGUCUCAUCAUGGAGAAGUCCGUCUCCUCACAAGCUGAUAAAGCCGAGAGUCAAGAGACUCCAGAUGUGAACUUCCAAAGCACAAUUUCUGAUGUCUUUUACGAAACUAGGAGUGUAAUAUCCACCAUAGAAACAGAAACAUUCAAAGAGGCCAACCCCGAUGAAGACCAGAUCAAAAGUAGACCGGAGUCGAGAGAAUCGACGCCUGAGAAGGUCAACCACCCUGAUCCCAUAUUAUUUGCUAAAUUGAUAGGAGAACAGGAACUAGCCUUGAAAUUAAAGCAUAAUUCGGAAGUGGAGGGGCCUAAAGUUGAAGUCAAUAUGUCAUUCGGGUCCCUCAUUGUGUUUAUUACUCCGAGGCAGCUACAUACACUGAUAGAGCUCGCUGAUGCUCUCAAUCAGCCAGAUUUGGAAGAUAGAACUAAUAUACCAUUACGUCCUAGCGGAACUGCCCAGUGCAAGCCGAUGAAGCCAGCAGACUUCCAACUGAUAGAAGCUCAAUUACUUGAUAUGUUCGAGAAGCAUAAGGCGAAGUUUGCUGGCAGCAAGUCUGGCUGGUCUGGUCCAGGUUACGACGAGGAAGAUGAAAAUGAAAUAUUCUACCCAAUGACAUCGCAAGGCCCAAUGGCGGAGAGUUUCUCGUCAUCCGUCAGCUCCAUGAGCGCUAGUAUGACUUCCAGCGCCACUUUGCCCACAGGUGCGCCCAGGAUCAAGAGAAACAAGAAAGGUCCGCAUAUCGAGGGUGACCCCACAGCAGAAGUGUCACAUAUCAGCCUGAAAAUCGAAUCUGUGGCCUGUGUAUUACUGCAUAAGGAUAUUCUAGUCCCGACUUUGUUAGGCUCUGACGUCAUAUCGCCAAGUACGGCCAUCAAGUUGCAAGAAGUUGCCAGCACCUUCUUUGCAAGCUUGGAGCUUUUUACCAUUGUCGAUGACUUCACUGCGGCUAACGAGAUACUUGAUAGAACCACUUUGAAAAGCCAUUUGAGACUCCUAACGUCAGAGAUAUCAGUGGACGGCAGCGAGAGAGUGACGGCGGUGGGCAGUCAGAUGCUGUGUGAGGCUUCCAUUAAAGAUGUGCUCGUCAGAGAGUGUCUAUACUAUUCCAAUGAAGAAGGAGAUGAUAUGGUUCAGGGAUAUAACCUGAUAAAAUUCCUGAACAAAGACAAUGAGGACAGCUCGAGUCGCUCAAGCCAACAAGGCGCGUCUGAACCUCACGCGAACAUUCGCAUCACGUUCAGACAGACGUCUAGGUACGCGCGCGGCGAACAGAGACUUGUCAAUCCUUCGACUGACAUAGUGAUUAAAUGCACACCCUUCUACGUGGACGUGGAGCUGACGAUAAUUGAACGUAUGUGGUCGACCUUCUUCGGCGGCUCCAAUACUGGUACCACUACACCCGCCCCGACUGGCUCCUCACAGAACCAGACCAGUGUCACUUUGCAGUGCCCUGACCUACAUGCUGUGUUGAGAUUCCCAAUAGCGGACCUUCGUCAGGGCGUAAAUCGAGAGUUCCGUAGCGUCCGACCAGACUAUUUACUGUUCAAGUUCCAGAACGCCACCAUUACUUCGCAGCAAACACCCAGUUCCAGACCACAGCCUACCACGGUCACCGUACGAGCCACUAUACUGGACCUAUAUUAUUAUGAAAACGACAUAUUCCCAGCUACACACAUAGCACGCACCACGAUAGACGACAACGUCUGUGAAGGGAACAUCCUCAGCGGACACGUCACUUCCGCCGCCAUACCUACCAUAUCAAUAACCUUCAAACCUAAAAUCCCGGCGAAGGGUCCAUUCGACGGUUUCAACGACGAGCCGUCUAAUUUCGAGCCCGCGAACUCAAAUCCAAUGACUACAUCAUUUUAUCUAAUGAACAACUUGACUUCCAAACACCCCAGCCCAUUCAGCGGGAAGAAAAUGGUACACCAGAGUUUUACUAAACAUGAAGACGAGGAAAAAGCACAAGAAGAAGAGAUGAUAGUUCCGGGCAAUGAGGAUGAGAUGGCAGAAUUCACAAGCAACUCCAUAGACCUGUCGGCCAUACAUCUGGACUUUAUACUACCUAUCCUCAGCUUGCAGCUUGAAUCGAAGCAGCUAUACGAGAUAAUCUACAACCGUAUAAACUCGGACCUCCUACUAUGGGAGCCGCAGCCAGCAGAACAGUAUGACAUCAACCCCCUUCAAUACCCCGACCUCACCCCCGGCUUUGGCGCGUUCAAAACCGCUGGGCAUGAUUCUGACACAGAAAGCACAUCGUCAGAAGAAGAGACCAACUUGUACUACUCGACGUAUGACAAUAAGCUGCGCAAGGGCAUCGGGCACAGUCGGCCGCACGAGGAGACAGAGACACACAAUUUCUGUCUCACUCUCAAAGUUGGGAAAGGAGUACUUACUAUGUAUACUCCUGUCAGGGACAGCAACAAGCGUGUAGUGCCAGGACAGAUGGGCGAGCUAGUACUAGAUGCGUAUAACUUGUCUAUGUGCCAAGUGAGCGGCCUCAAUGGAAAACCCAAGACCGCGCAGCUAUGUCUACGAGCUGAUCGCACUACUUUGUACCAUGAUUCAAUGAUAACAAUACCAUCAGAGAAGCCUCCACUCCGUCAGUACGGCACCAUGCUACCGUCUCACCUGAAGAGUACCAUCUACCCUUCAGGCAGGGGAGUGAUUAUCAAAGACAAACUCCUGAAGAAGGACAUGUUCACUAUGGCGCUCAAAGUCGCGCCCGAUGCAGAGUCAUCUAAUGUUAAGUCAAUCGUGAUAGCCCUGGGCAUAGAGCAGGCCACGCUUCGCUACAGAGGUGACAAGGGUAUAUCGUGGCUGACUCAACUGAUGGACAUCAUCGACGUCAUCGACUACCCCGUGCCAGGGUACACUCCCUCCACUGUCAUGUCCGAGUUACAUGUACAUGUCGUGGACUGUGCUGUUGAUUAUAGACCACUCUACCUACCUUUCCGCACAGUACUUACACUGGGUAAUUUCAGUGUAACGAGCAACCUAAUAGCGGCCACAAAUACUUCGUGCCUUCGUUUCAUAGCACAGGAGUGCACCCUAUUCCUAAUGCAUAUACUUGGGACUAAGCCUAAUGCCGCAGUACCACUUGACGAUGACAAGUUACCCGAUAUUGUAAAAGAUUAUGUCUGUGUCGUUGAUUUGGGCGUCUUCGAACUAUCCCUCAGGAUGGCUGAUAAGAAUAAUUGCCCACCGAAUCAACCGCACGUGGACCUGAGUGCUUCAAACAACAUGGUGACACUCCACACAUGCUGGGACUCUGCGUCGGCACUGUUCCGUCUGCUCACGUACGCGUCAAUGGACGGAGACUCCACGCCACCCAUUGAUCGAUCCUCUCGACACACCAGCAUCUGCUCUGACCAACCUUUAGAACAAUUAGUUGGUCUAGACGACAGGCCGGUAGAAGAAAUAAGAGAACUAUCCCCGAGUGAAAUUCAACAGGUCAACGACCUCAUGGCUGAGGCUAUGAAAGAAAGCCCUAAUACCACUUUGGAAGAAGAAGAUCUACAAAAUUCAAUGGAAGAAAAAAAUAAAACUACGGAAGUAUUUUACUUCCCCGACGAGUCUAACAUGAAGCGAAGGCCUACUGCAGGACCAUCGGAGGAGGAGCCUCUCGUCGUGGCCUACGAUGAUUUACCUCCAAAGUUUUUCAACGAUUCGGAAAAGCCGUUCAAUAUACAUGUUGCUAAGGAGCUAGGAGACCCUACCUCGACUCCUAAACGCACUCCUCGCAGAUCUAAGAGGAGAUCGACAAAAUCAAGUAGCGACGGUGGAAACACAGACGAUGAGUUUUGCUUCGUGGAUUCACAAUCGGUGCAUGCGGAUGAAGAGAUGGAUGAUCCGGGGGUGAAAAAUAUCCGACCCCCUACCCCCCCUCCCCCUCAACCGGAUGAACAUUACACUAAACCGAAGUUCAGGACUGAUGUCCUCGACGCACCGAAGAAUUACCCACAACCAAUGUUGCGAUACAAAUUACUAGAGAUGAGUAUUACGUGGAACUUGUAUGGAGGCAAUGACUUCCGAACAGCGGAUCAACCGCUACCAAAGAAGAAGGUCACUAUUGACGACCCUCGUUCACAAGGAUCUCCUACUACUUCAAGACGUUCCCAAGAAUUCGAGCCGUACGAGUCAGGUCGUGCAGCCACGGCGGCGUAUCGUUCAAGCGGCGUGCGCUGGGCGGCCGGCAGCGACCGCGUGCGCGCCGCCCGCCCCGCUACCCACAGGGACCUCAGGGAACGAGGCGGUCUGCACAGAGACCACAAUAUUAAAGUCAAAAUUUGUCUAAACAAGGUGAAAUUCGUAUACGACAUUUACCCCUCGCGCGGAAUAUAUGCGUCGCGUCAAACAUUAGCUAUCACUAAGAUAGAAAUACUGGACCAGUUAGUAUGCAGUGACAUCAACAAACUGCUCAGCCAGUACAGGCACAAGGAUGAACCUGAGAGGAAACAUGCUCACAUGUUUUAUAUAAAAUGCGUGCAUCGUCGGCCGGACCCUGAGUUAUCAGCUCAGGAGUGUUGCGUGGUGGUGUCCGUUUUACCUCUAUGGUUCAACCUCGACCAAGAUACUUUAAAUUUCCUCGCCGCCUUCGUCAACAAACUCGGCUCAGAUGAGUAUCAAGAUGAAGACUCUAAAAGCGUGGGAGGAUUAUCUACAGACUCGAGUGGUUCCCGUCAGACGACGCCGACCCACCGCCCUCCUGUCAUGACCCUCGGCAGGGAUCUUCGCGACCCCCCUCCUACGCCUUCCUACUCUGGAGACACUGACUCUCUUCAUGAGCCUAUAUUCCGCAACGAUGAACCGCUAAUGGAGAAGUACGAGGCGGAGCGACUGGUCUCUGAGAACCUCAUCCAGCUGGAGGAAGACUUCAACAAGCUCGGCGUACAGGAGAAACCUCAAGCGAAAACCUCGGCUGGCACUGAGCAUUUUGACGAUUCACCGAUAUACUUCCGACGUUUUGUAUUCAAGUGCGAUGUACCAAUUCGGUUAGACUACGUGGGCAAGCGAGUGGACCUGUCUGCCGGACCUAUCGCCGGCUUGCUCAUGGGUCUAGCACAACUCAACUGCUCUGAACUUCUCCUCAAGAAACUUGAAUUUAAAUUGGGUCUUCUGGGUAUAGAAAAGUUAAUACAAUAUGCCACCACGGAGUGGAUGAAUGAUAUCAAACGCCAUCAACUGCCCGGACUGAUCGGUGGCAUUGGACCUAUGCAUUCAGUCCUGCAAUUUGUGGCGGGCAUGAAGGACCUGGUGUGGCUGCCGUACGAGCAGUGGCGGCGCGACGGGCGCGUGGCGCACGGGCUGCGGCGCGGGGCCGCCUCCUUCACCGCGCACACCGCGCUCGCCGCGCUCGACAUCACCACGCGCCUGCUCAAACUCAUACAGGCUACGGCCGAGACAGCGUUCGACUUGCUGACGCCGGGUCCGACGCUGCAGCUGCAGGAGGCGUACGCGCGGCGCGAGCGGCGGCGCCGGCGCAGGCACGACCCCGCGCGGCACCCCGCCGACAUCAGGGAGGGCGUCGCUAGUGCCUACCAGACUGUGAGGGAGGGUUUCGAAGACACAGCAGCGACGAUGGCAGCAGCGGCGCGCUGGUCUAAUGGCGUGGGCGUGCUGCGGCACCUGCCGGGCGCGGCCGUGGCCCCGCUGGCGCUGGCGGCCGCCGGCGUCGCCGACGUGCUGGGCGGCGUGCGCGCCUCGCUCGCGCCCGACCACUCGCGCCACCACGCCGACAAGUGGCGCGCGCACCCGCCCGACAACCCGCACGAUUGUAUAGACUAAGUAGAUCCCGUAAUCAACAAUGAUCUCUCUAACAAUUUAUUCUUGUGUAUAAUAUUGUGAGGGCGGAUUGCACUAAAGUUGAAAUUUGACGUCUCUUCGUUAGCGUAGAACCUUUACAUUCCUCGAUAAUAAAACAAUUUAGAUUUAGUAUAUUUUUGAUACAAUGUCGCUUGUUGAGUCAGCCACACUAUAUAAUAAUUAUAUUUGAUAGUACCUAUAUUUUGUAGUUUCCUUUUCAUGCUUUAAUCGUGUGGUUGGCUGUGGAAAUCAAUAUAAAAAUACAUAUCCAAGUCAUACGCUCAAGAUCGCCGUUUCAUAAUACGUAAAUAAUGGUUAGUGCAACCCGCUCCGUCUCCUGCUCAGCUCACCACGAGGCUCGUCCGUCGACUGCCAUUACGUUCACAUUUAGUUCAUCGAAAUAUGCUAUUAGUGUAACUCUAGAUGUAAGGUUCUUGGCGUUGAUCAGUAGGGAAGCGGCUAGAAACAGGUACUUGCCUCUAUUGGUAUAGACCGAUGGACACACGAUAUUUUUUAUAUUAUACGCGAUUUCAAAACGUGUGCUCAUCGAAAAGCGAUUGAAAAUAGCUCGCGUAGUGAUUCUAAAAUGUGAUGUAUUUUUAUACAAAGUUAUAAAUUUUCUUAAGCGAGGUACAAAACUGUUCUUUCUCGUUUCUGAUAUUAAAUUUAAAUUAUUUUAUAUAUUCGACAGGACACUGUUGCAAAUAUAUAAAUAAUAGCGCUGACUUUAUAACUCAUAAUGUUAUGGUAGAUUUAGUUUUAGUUGAUAUUUGUGUACAUGCAUUUUCGUUCCUCGUUGAAAAUCUGUACUAUGAAACGAAUUUUAAAAUUGUAAUUCAAUUAGCAGAGCAUUGUCUAUAGAUACCCUGUAUUCCUAUAUCUAACGGAAGGAUGAUAGUUGGGCUGGAUGGAUCAUUUUUUACAAAGACUAUCAUAAAGUUAAAAAUGUUACCUCCACUGCAACUUUGUUCGCCAGCAUGAUAAUAUAACACCUACCUAUGAAGAGUUGAAGACUGUGGUGCUCGAGUUGAACAGUCUAGCAUUUUAGAGCAUUUAGCGGCUCCUUUAGAUUUUUAUAAAUAAUCACUGUACGGAAGUUUGGGUGCCAUGACAGAUAAUGUGAAUUUAUAAACAUUAGAUAUUAUAAUAUUACUUACUUUCAUUAUACCGAGCUCCUAUUCGGAAUGUUUGUAAAUAGAUUUAUUAUAUAAUGACAUUGGGGAUUUUCAAUUUAUUUUUUAUUCAAUAGUAUUGCAAAAUUGUGGAGAAUUUACUUCAAACAAAUCGCCUGACGCUAGACUUUACUGAGUAAAUAUCAUCAAACCGCCGCGAGGAAAGUCAGGAGGUAGUACAUAUUGUGACGGUGGAAGGUUUAUGCUAUUAUUUACUCAAGUAGAAAGCUUAUUUCAUUUUUACGCGUGAUUCCUUGAUAUCUGAUAGAGUAGUAAGACUCCAUAUUGUUUUUAUUCAAACAAAGAGAUAAUAAAUCAAUAUUAAAUAAUUAAAUGAUA
This is a messenger RNA of Spodoptera litura, 8170 nucleotides long. Its product is annotated as autophagy-related protein 2 homolog A. Gene Ontology annotation, cellular component: phagophore; phagophore assembly site. Gene Ontology annotation, biological process: piecemeal microautophagy of the nucleus; reticulophagy; glycophagy. Lineage: Eukaryota; Metazoa; Arthropoda; Insecta; Lepidoptera; Noctuidae. Gene Ontology annotation, molecular function: phosphatidylinositol-3-phosphate binding; protein-membrane adaptor activity. The record is from RefSeq and is a predicted model, not a curated record.